AUGGCACGACCGCUGGAGACGCAGCUUGAUGUGGGCGACUCCAUUGAUAAUGAAGAUGACUUCUUGGCCCUUCUCAAGACCCCCAAGACUCCCAAUGUGACGCCGAAGAGUGCCACAGCCCGCGAUCAGGAGAGGUUGAGCAAAUAUUGGCCCAGUGCAGACACCCAGCUGCGGAAGAGCGUGGGUCAACGGCGUUUGUCCUUUGGGAGCACCGGUAGCGGCGGCUCUUGGGGUCGCUUCGAGCAAGACAAUUUCGAUAAGUGCUUGGAACUCCCUGCGGACCCCCUUGGCAUCAACAUUGCUGACACGGGACCCUGUGGCGUUGGGCGGGUAGUGCGUGAAGCUUGGGACAACCUGGCCCCAGAUUGCAAAAAGGCUGGGCAAAAGUUCGCAGCCGAGCUUCUGGAGUCUUCCGGCCCUCUUCGUGUCACGACUUUGUGCAGCGGAACAGACGGAGUCGUCUUUGCCACGAAGGAAGUGCUGGCCAAUCUCUUCAUGCUCAUGGUGGAGGCGAAUUGCGAGUUCGCUGGCGGGCGCUUGCAAGACUAUGACCUCUUGGCAGAAGAGGCUGUGAAGCAUGAGAUGAGUGUGGACAUCGACCCUCAUGUCCAGGAUUUCAUCAAGCUUUCUCAGGCAGUACCUAUUCUGGGAAGCGAUAUUGCCGACGCAGCUGACGUGGCCAUAUGGAACCUGCGCAAGGGCGAAUUCAGUGUUUGCCCAGAGUCCACCGUGUGCUUCUGCAGCUGGGUUGUUGGCCUUUGCGAUGACUUCGGCGGCGAGUCCAGCGACAGCCCUGACGGAGUUGGCGGUUCCACCAAUCAGGACGAGGUCAUGGCCAAGCUCCGAGAUUGCGGAUACGAAGUCCGUUGUGUGCAAGUCUGUCCAACACUGUGCGGUGUGCCGAUGACCAGGCAGCGGCUGCAUUACCAAGGAAUUCUCCGCAAGCAUCACACCAAUGCAUCGACCCUGAUGGAUGCCUUGGAAACACUUUGGCUGAGGAUCUUGAAUGGCAAGUACUCGCAGCCUUCCUUGCUGGAGUUCCUCGACCCAGACGAUGGCGAAGAUGGCUACGUGCGGGACAUGGCUGCUCAUUGGAGCAAUCAUAAGCCUCAGCUGAGAAACACUCAGAGACAGUGGCGGCGGCUUCACAAGCACUACAUGGAGUCCUCGCAGGCCAUCUAG
Molecule: messenger RNA, 1182 nt
Organism: Symbiodinium sp. CCMP2592
Lineage: Eukaryota; Dinophyceae; Suessiales; Symbiodiniaceae
Source: the annotation of a GenBank genome assembly